This is a messenger RNA of Cynocephalus volans (Philippine flying lemur), 7016 nucleotides long. It is a transcript of the gene ANAPC1, whose product is annotated as anaphase promoting complex subunit 1. Gene Ontology annotation, cellular component: anaphase-promoting complex. The transcript has 48 exons. The record is from RefSeq and is a predicted model, not a curated record. Lineage: Eukaryota; Metazoa; Chordata; Mammalia; Dermoptera; Cynocephalidae. Gene Ontology annotation, molecular function: molecular adaptor activity. The coding region runs from base 291 to 6122 and encodes 1943 amino acids. Gene Ontology annotation, biological process: metaphase/anaphase transition of mitotic cell cycle; protein K11-linked ubiquitination; anaphase-promoting complex-dependent catabolic process.
GCCAAGAUGGACGCGUCCAUUUGAACGUCUCGCACGCCUGUCUACUAUUAGCAGUCACACACGCUGCUGUUUCCCGUUCUUCCUCCGGAAAAGGGCAGGGAAAGGGGAUGAGAAGCUGCAGUGGCCGAGGAGUAAUCGUGACCGAGCCCGCUGGUGCCCUCGGGCCUCCUCGGCCCCCGCGCCUCCGGGGAGCAGCCGGGGCUCACCGCGCCUGACGCGUCCCGAGUUACACAGACGCUGACCAGAAUGUGUUUGAAUUCAUACAGAAAUAAUGUUGAUAUUUGGAACCGAUGUCGAACUUCUAUGAAGAAAGGUCAACGAUGAUUGCAGCCGGGGAUUUGCAGGAAUUUGUUCCUUUUGGUCGAGACCACUGCAAGCACCACCCUAAUGCUUUGAACCUUCAGCCUCGCCAGCUGCAGCCAGCCUCUGAAUUAUGGUCUUCUGAUGGUGCUGCUGGCUUGGUGGGAUCCCUUCAGGAGGUUACAAUCCAUGAGAAACAGAAGGAAAGCUGGCAGUUAAGGAAAGGCAUAAGUGAAAUUGGAGAAGAAGCGGACUAUGAUGAGGAACUCUAUGUGGCUGGAAAUAUGGUGAUCUGGAGCAAAGGAAGUAAAAGCCAGGCACUGGCCGUUUAUAAAGCGUUUACAGUUGACAGUCCUGUUCAACAGGCAUUGUGGUGUGACUUCAUUAUAUCACAGGAUAAGUCUGAAAAAGCCUACAGUAGCUAUGAAAUAGAAAAAUGCAUAUGUAUAUUGCAAAGCUCAUGUAUUAACAUGCAUAGCAUAGAAGGAAAGGAUUACAUAGCUUCCUUACCAUUUCAGGUUGCAAAUGUUUGGCCCACUAAAUAUGGAUUGUUGUUCGAACGAAGCACUUCACAUGAGGUACCUCCAGGUCCACCCAGAGAACCAUUACCCACUAUGUUCAGCAUGCUGCAUCCACUAGAUGAAAUAACCCCACUUGUUUGUAAAUCUGGAAGUCUUUUUGGUUCAUCACGGGUGCAAUACGUUGUAGAUCAUGCAAUGAAAAUAGUUUUCCUCAACACUGACCCCUCCAUUGUAAUGACUUAUGAUAUUGUUCAAAAUUUGCAUUCUGUGUGGACUCUUCGAAGAGUCAAACCAGAGGAAGAGAAUGUUGUUUUAAAGUUCUCUGAACAGGGGGGAACCCCACAGAAUGUAGCCACUAGCAGCUCCCUGACGGCACAUCUCAGAAGCCUCUCCAAAGGAGAUUCCCCUGUGGCUUCACCUUUUCAGAAUUAUUCCUCCAUUCACAGCCAGAGUCGCUCAACCUCAUCACCCAGUCUACACUCUCGCUCACCUUCUAUUUCCAACAUGGCAGCUCUAAGUCGUGCUCAUUCUCCUGCCUUAGGAGUACACUCUUUUUCAGGGGUGCAGAGGUUCAACAUUUCAAGCCAUAAUCAAUCUCCAAAGAGACACAGUAUUUGUCACUCUCCAAACAGUAAUUCUACUGGUUCCUUUCUUGCACCAGAAACAGAGCCAAUUGUUCCUGAGCUGUGUAUUGACCAUUUGUGGACAGAAACAAUUACUAAUUUAAGAGAGAAAAAUUCACAGGCCUCAAAAGUGUUUAUUACUUCUGACCUAUGCGGGCAAAAGUUUUUGUGUUUUUUAGUAGAGUCCCAGCUCCAGUUACGCUGUGUGAAGUUUCAAGAGAGUAAUGAUAAAACCCAGCUCAUCUUUGGCUCUGUGACCAAUAUACAUGCAAAGGGUGCAGCACCAGUGGAGAAAAUAGGCACAAUGUUGGUACUGGAGGGCACUGGAAACCUGGUGCUGUACACAGGAGUGGUUCGGGUGGGAAAGGUUUUUAUUCCUGGACUGCCGGCUCCUUCCUUGACGAUGUCCAACACAAUGCCUCGGCCCAGUACUCCAUUGGACAGUGUUAGUACUCCUAAGCCUCUUUGUAAACUACUUGGAUCAUUGGAUGAGGUUGGUCUAUUGUCUCCAGUUCCAGAACUCAGAGACUCUUCAAAACUUCAUGAUUCUCUCUAUAAUGAAGAUUGUACUUUCCAACAGCUUGGAACUUAUAUUCAUUCUAUCAGAGAUCCUGUCCAUAACAGAGUAACUCUAGAACUGAGUAAUGGCUCCAUGGUUAGGAUCACUAUUCCUGAAAUUGCCACCUCUGAAUUAGUGCAAACAUGUUUGCAAGCAAUUAAGUUAAUCCUGCCAAAAGAAAUAGCGGUUCAGAUGCUUGUCAAGUGGUACAAUGUCCACAGUGCUCCAGGAGGACCUGGUUAUCAGUCAGAGUGGAAUUUAUUUGUGACUUGUCUCAUGAACAUGAUGGGUUAUAACACAGACCGCUUAGCAUGGACCCGAAAUUUUGACUUUGAAGGAUCACUUUCCCCAGUCAUUGCACCCAAAAAAGCAAGGCCUUCUGAGACUGGAUCUGAUGAUGACUGGGAAUAUUUACUGAAUUCAGACUACCACCAGAAUGUUGAGUCUCAUCUUUUGAACCGAUCCUUAUGUUUGAGUCCUUCAGAAGUUUCGCAGAUGAAGAAUGAGGAUGUUUCACAGAACCUCAGUCUGGAUUCUUCUACACUUCUUUUUACUCACAUACCUGCAAUUUUUUUUGUUCUUCACCUUGUCUAUGAGGAGCUGAAAUUGAAUACGCUAAUGGGAGAAGGAAUUUGUUCGCUUGUUGAACUUCUCCUUCAGUUGGCAAGAGACUUAAAAUUGGGGCCGUAUGUAGACCAUUACUAUAGAGACUACCCAACGCUUGUCAGAACUACCGGACAAGUGUGCACAAUUGAUCAAGGUCAGACAGUGUUUAUGCAUCAUCCAUCAUUUUUUACUUCUGAGCCACCAAGCAUUUAUCAGUGGGUGAGUUCUUGUCUGAAAGGUGAAGGAAUGCCACCCUAUCCUUACCUCCCUGGAAUCUGUGGAAGAAGCAGACUUGUAGUCUUGAGUAUUGCACUCUACAUACUUGGUGAUGAGAGCUCCGUUUCUGGUGAAGCCCCACAGUAUUUAUCCAGAAUAACUCCCGCCCCCCAGAAGUCACAAGCAGAACAAGAGGAAAAUAGGUUUAGUUUCAGGCAUUCUACAUCAGUUUCUAGCCUAGCUGAAAGAUUAGUUGUCUGGAUGACUAAUGUAGGAUUCACUUUAAGAGAUUUAGAAACUCUUCCCUUUGGAAUUGCUCUUCCCAUCAGAGAUGCAAUUUAUCACUGUCGUGAGCAGCCUGCUUCAGACUGGCCAGAAGCAGUCUGUCUCUUGAUUGGACGUCAGGAUCUCUCCAAGCAGGCCUGUGAAGGAAACAUACCCAGAGGGAAAUCUGUGCUCUCAUCAGAUGGUCCUUCAGGAACAGAAGCUGAGGAGGAGGAUGAUGGCAUGAAUGACAUGAAUCAGGAGGUUAUGUCAUUAAUAUGGAGUGAAGAUUUAAGGGUGCAGGAUGUGCGAAGGCUUCUUCAAAGUGCACAUCCCGUUCGCGUCAAUGUGGUGCAGUACCCGGAACUCAGUGACCACGAGUUCAUUGAAGAAAAAGAAAACAGGUUGCUCCAGUUGUGUCAGCGAACUAUGGCCCUUCCAGUAGGACGAGGAAUGUUUACCUUGUUUUCAUACCAUCCUGUUCCAACAGAACCUUUGCCUAUUCCUAAAUUGAAUCUGACUGGGCGGGCCCCUCCUCGGAACACAACAGUAGACCUUAAUAGUGGAAACAUCGAUGUGCCUCCCAACAUGACAAGUUGGGCCAGCUUCCAUAAUGGUGUGGCUGCUGGCCUGAAGAUAGCCCCCGCCUCCCAGAUCGACUCGGCUUGGAUUGUUUACAAUAAGCCCAAGCAUGCUGAGUUAGCCAAUGAGUAUGCUGGCUUUCUCAUGGCCCUGGGUCUGAAUGGGCACCUUACCAAGCUGGCUACUCUCAAUAUCCAUGACUACUUGACCAAGGGCCAUGAAAUGACCAGCAUUGGAUUGCUACUUGGUGUUUCUGCUGCAAAACUAGGCACCAUGGAUAUGUCAAUCACUCGGCUUCUUAGCAUUCACAUUCCUGCUCUCUUACCCCCAACGUCCACAGAGCUUGAUGUUCCUCACAAUGUCCAAGUGGCUGCAGUAGUUGGCAUUGGUCUUGUAUAUCAAGGGACAGCUCACAGACAUACUGCAGAAGUUCUGUUGGCAGAAAUAGGACGGCCCCCUGGUCCUGAAAUGGAAUACUGCACUGACAGAGAGUCAUACUCUUUAGCCGCUGGCUUGGCCCUGGGCAUGGUUUGCUUGGGGCAUGGCAGUAAUUUGAUAGGUAUGUCUGAUCUCAAUGUACCUGAGCAGCUUUAUCAGUACAUGGUUGGAGGUCAUAGGCGCUUUCAAGCAGGAAUGCAUAGGGAGAAACAUAAAUCUCCAAGUUAUCAAAUAAAAGAAGGAGAUACCAUAAAUGUGGAUGUUACUUGUCCAGGUGCUACUCUGGCUUUGGCUAUGAUCUACUUAAAAACCAAUAACAGAUCCAUUGCAGAUUGGCUCCGAGCUCCUGAUACCAUGUAUUUGCUGGACUUUGUGAAACCAGAAUUUCUCUUGCUUAGGACACUUGCUCGAUGCCUAAUUUUAUGGGAUGAUAUUUUACCAAAUUCCAAGUGGGUUGACAGCAAUGUUCCUCAAAUUAUAAGAGAAAAUAGUAUCUCUCUUAGUGAAAUUGAAUUGCCUUGCUCAGAGGAUUUGAAUUUGGAAACUUUGUCGCAAGCACAUGUCUACAUAAUUGCAGGAGCCUGUUUGUCUCUGGGUUUUCGAUUUGCUGGCUCAGAAAACUUAUCAGCAUUUAACUGUUUGCAUAAAUUUGCAAAAGAUUUUAUGACUUAUUUGUCUGCAUCUAAUGCUUCUGUAACAGGUCCUUACAACCUAGAAACUUGCCUUAGUGUGGUGCUGCUGUCUCUUGCUAUGGUAAUGGCUGGCUCUGGGAACUUAAAGGUUUUGCAGCUUUGUCGCUUCUUACACAUGAAAACAGGUGGUGAAAUGAACUAUGGUUUUCACUUAGCUCACCACAUGGCCCUUGGACUUUUAUUUUUGGGAGGAGGAAGGUACUCUUUGAGCACCUCAAACUCUUCCAUUGCUGCUCUUCUCUGUGCCCUUUAUCCACACUUCCCAGCUCACAGCACUGACAACCGGUAUCAUCUCCAGGCCCUCCGGCACCUCUAUGUGCUGGCUGCAGAACCAAGGCUUCUAGUGCCUGUGGAUGUAGAUACAAACACACCCUGUUAUGCCCUCUUAGAAGUUACCUACAAGGGCACUCAGUGGUAUGAACAAACCAAAGAAGAACUGAUGGCUCCUACCCUUCUUCCAGAACUCCACCUUUUAAAGCAGAUUAAAGUUAAAGGCCCAAGAUACUGGGAACUGCUUAUAGAUUUAAGCAAGGGAUCACAACACUUGAAGUCCAUCCUUUCCAAGGAUGGAGUUUUGUAUGUUAAGCUCAGGGCGGGUCAGCUCUCCUACAAAGAAGACCCAAUGGGGUGGCAAAGUUUGUUGGCCCAGACUGUUGCUAACAGGAACUCUGAAGCCCGAGCUUUCAAGCCAGAAACAAUUUCAGCAUUCACUUCUGAUCCAGCACUUCUAUCAUUUGCUGAAUAUUUCUGCAAGCCAACUGUGAACAUGGGUCAGAAACAAGAAAUUCUGGAUCUCUUUUCCUCAGUACUCUAUGAAUGUGUUACUCAGGAGACCCCAGAGAUGUUGCCUGCAUAUAUAGCAAUGGAUCAGGCUAUAAGAAGACUUGGAAGAAGAGAAAUGUCUGAGACAUCUGAACUUUGGCAGAUAAAGUUGGUUUUAGAGUUUUUCAGCUCUCGAAGCCAUCAGGAGCGGCUACAGAACCACCCUAAGCGAGGGCUCUUUAUGAACUCUGAAUUCCUCCCUGUUGUGAAGUGCACUAUUGAUAAUACCCUGGACCAGUGGCUGCAAGCUGGGGGUGAUAUGUGUGUGCAUGCCUACCUCAGUGGGCAGCCCUCUGAUGAAUCUCAGCUGAGCAUGCUGGCCUGCUUCCUCGUCUACCACUCCGUGCCUGCUCCACGGCACCUGCCAUCUAUAGGACUGGAAGGGAGCACAAGCUUUGCUGAACUUCUCUUCAAAUUUAAACAGCUGAAAAUGCCAGUGCGAGCUUUGCUAAGAUUGGCUCCUUUGCUUCUUGGAAAUCCACAGCCGAUGGUUAUGUGACCAUGUCUUUUGGUAAACUUACCGUGAAAAAUGUCUUCUGCGCAAAAAUGUGACCAAACAUCAAAGCUAAAGAAACAUUGAUAACUUUUAUAAUAUAACUAGGGGGAAAUGAACUGCCUAAACCUAGAUGUAUUUUAAAAUUUAUGUGUUUUAAAUAUUUCAGAGAAUCUGUUGCUGUCAACAUUAACAUUAUAUGAUAUAUAAAAAUGAGUUAAAAUUUACCUUUGUAAAUAAAGUUUUUUGUUUUGUUUUCAAAACUUAAUUACUUUAGUUUUGGACUUCAGAGAUUAGAGCAAUGGGGGCUGGGGUAGAUACUGGCUUUUUAAAGUCUUUGAACUAUAGUGGUUCAGGUGGACUGUGCUCAAAAAUGCAAAGUUUUAAAUGAAGCUGUGUCAAAGUUUUACUUUCAUGGCAACAAAAGAACUUUUAGCAUUUCCUAAGAUGUCACAGUUGUACUGUCUAAAAUGUUUGUACUUCCUAUGACAGUGCCCUCUCAUGGUGUGAUCGCCUUAAACAGGAGAAGAUGUAUACACGAGUGAAGAGCAUGAAGUGCUCAUUGCCCAGCAUGAAGUACUGUGGACUGAAUUGUGUCCUCCCAAGAUUAUGUGUUGAAGCCCUAACUCCAACAUACUUGUAUCGGAGAUAGGACUUUUAGGAAGUAAUUAAGGUUAAAUGAGGUCAUAAGGGUGGGGCACUAAUUCAAUAGAAUUUGGUGGCCUUAUAAGAAGAGGAAGAGAGAGAUUUUUUUCUCUCUCUCUCUGCAAUGUGAGGACACAGAAGACAGCUGUCUGCAAGCCAGGAAGAGAGCCCUCACCAGGAAACGAAUUGGCUGGCACCUUGAUUUUGGACUUCUAGCCUCCAGAACUGAGAAAUAAAUUUCUGUUGUUUAAGCUA